Molecule: messenger RNA, 1611 nt
Organism: Peronospora belbahrii
Lineage: Eukaryota; Oomycota; Peronosporomycetes; Peronosporales; Peronosporaceae
Source: the annotation of a GenBank genome assembly
AUGUCAUCGCUGCGGCAGCGUAAGGGCGUUUCAACCAAUGCAUCUUUAUCUACAAUCGAUAGUGUAUCGUCUUCUGAUUCCAGUGGUACUCUACUAUCAUCUGUAGACGAUGUAGAUGCCAAGAAAGAUGAAUCCGAAACAAGAGACUGGCCGUCCAUUUUGCUAUUAUUACUAUUGUACACUUUACAAGGUAUUCCUAUGGGUUUAUCCAGUAGUAUUCCAUUCAUCUUGCAGGAAAAAGUGGGUUACGGAGACCAAGCAACAUUCAGUCUUGUGUCUUGGCCUUUUAGUCUUAAACUGCUCUGGGCGCCAUUCGUAGACUCGCUCUACAGUGAACGCUUUGGCCGUCGCAAGUCGUGGCUCAUUCCCGUGCAGUUUACAUGCGCAGCACUUAUGGUGAUCGGUAGUUGGUUUAUGAGUGAUCUACUGGGUGAAGGUGAAGGUCAGAAACCGCAUGUUGUUUACCUUACGGUCUUCUUUUUUGUUCUCUACUUCAUGAUGGCCACACAGGAUAUUGCCGUAGAUGGUUGGGCCAUUACUAUGCUCUCUGAGAAGAAUGUGGGUCAUGCAUCUACGUGCAACACAGUGGGUCAGACAAUUGGCUACUUUAUGGCGUAUGUGGGCUUUCUGGCCCUUAACGACCCAGCCACGUGUAACAACUACUUGCGCAGCGAACCGACAGAUGAAGGCAUUGUGUCGCUGUCAGGUUUUAUGAGCUUUUGGGGAUGGGUCAUGUUCUUCACCACACUAGGCGUGUGGAUCUUUAAGCAUGAAAAACCUGAGGACGAGAGUAGCGAGCGGUUGAGCAUUGCUCAGACCUACUCGCAAAUGUACUCGGUGUUGCGUCUACCAAGUGUCGUGUCGCUGUCAGUGGUACUGCUUACGAGCAAGAUUGGAUUUGCCGCUGCAGAAAGUGUAGCAUCGCUCAAGCUGGUAGAAUAUGGUAUGAAGAAGGAGAAGCUGGCAUUGCUGACGCCAAUACUCAUUCCGCUCGGUAUCGUGAUCCCGGUGAUGAUCGGUCGAUGGAUUAAACCGUCACAACCGCUCAAUCUUUUUCUUUGGGGUUAUCCCGUGCGACUAGCUGUGGGACUUUUGUAUGCUGGGCUAGUGUAUAUUACACCUACGGCUAUGGCGCAGGAGGAAAGUUCCCACUUUAUCUUCUACGGUGUGAUUCUGCUAAUUGGUGCGCUGCAUGAAGUUGCAGCCAACAUGAUGUACGUCCCGCAAAUGGCCUUCUACGCUCGUAUCAGUGACCCGUCCAUCGGUGGGACAUACAUGACUUUCCUCAACACGAUCACGAACUUGGGCACUAAGUGGCCUAACUCGCUUAGCCUUGCUUUUGUGGAUCAUCUUACCACGCGCGAGUGUUUGGGCGGCCACUUCCACAACGAGGUGCUGGACAUUGGAUCCCGCACAUGCUCGGAUGCUGGGCAGCGCGAGGCCUGUGCUGACGCUGGAGGUGAGUGCCUCAUCGUGCGCGAUGGCUUUUAUGUAGAGUCGAUCAUUUGUCUUGUGAUCGGCGUCGUCUGGCUGCUCUUCUUUUACCGUCGCAUCCAAUUCCUGCAAAAUCUUAAGAUCGAUAAGUGGCGCGUGGAUAGCUCUGCUGAUUAG